CAAUACCCAUUGUCUUGGCCAGAACAAUUUAACCACCACUUAAAAAGCUGAAUCACGGAAAGUAUAUCAUAAGUAGAAAGAUCAUUGUUAGAUCGAAACUGGUACUCAGCCAUGAGAGUAUAAAACAGAUACUCAAUAUACAACUGAUCAGAGCCUGUUCAUUGAAUGGCAUUCGCGGUUUUAACUGAAUAAAAGGUUUGAGGUUACCAACAGCUUGGUAAAUCUGCAACAAUGUCGAGAAUCUUCACCUUCUGGAUGCUUGCCAUAUUCGUUCAGGUUUCUCAGGCCGCCACACUGAAGUUUGAAAAAGAAUCUCUUCAGAUUACGACGGAUACUCAAGGUCCUAGUUUCAUAUGUAAGAAAGGGGAGUGUAAGCUGUGCGGUAAUUCCAGCAAAACAGACACGGUUUGCAUUGUGGCAACUGAUAAGGGCGGGAGAAUUCAUAUAAAGCUGACCUUGAAUGACAAGUCGUUGGUAGAAGGGGAUAUAUCAGGACCUGGAACUCGGUCCAUUUGUUCUCGUAAGAAUCCCAUACCUAACGUAGAGGAAAUAUGUAUUAUCCCGAAAGAUGUGGACAUCGCAAAACUGCACUCUUGCCUCGAUGUUUCUGUUAAGGUAAAGAAAACGACAAUCAGCAAAUCAAUUGGCUGUUUCACUAUUCCGAAAAAGAACUUUCUAGAUCGCAUCGUUGGUGAAGCGAUAUUUCCAUCAAUGAUAUCAGUAGUAUACUAAGCUUUGAUGCAUCCCCUGAAACCGUUGACGAUGGCAUUUACGGAAGCACCAUCUGCCAUAAGGGAAUAUGCAGAAUGUGUAAAACUUACAAGCAUCAUGAAGCGUGUGUAAUUGCAAAGGCCCUACACAACGGGAUGGAAGUAAAAGUAGUUUCGAGCAAAUUUGUUCUUGUCCAAGGGAAGAUAACAAACAAUACGGAUGUCUCCUUCUGUAAGCAGUACCCUGAACUCAAGGCCAUUUGCAUUGUUGCAUGGAACAUCAGUCUGAAAAAUAUGUCAGCCUGCGUCAACAUCUCAGUUCAAUUUAAAGACAAAACCUACAACGACGCAUGGGGCUGUUUCAAAAUACCAAACAAAGCUGACGAAUUGCAGACGUUUGAAACUUUCGACUCAGAGGACAUCGAUGCGGUAACGGAUUCAUUCGGCUCUGACGACGGUGAUGACGAGUCUGAUACUAUCGAGUUAGACGAAAUCAGUAUGUUUGGAGGAGAGAACAAUGAUCCUUCGACAAGGCUUCAGAGAGCCAUGCUGACCUUUUUGAAAGGUUUGCAGGAGCAAACAGCAAUGUAGAGAAGACGUAUUAUUUUGACGUCCAGUUUGAUAUUAUAGAAUCAAACCAAGACUCUAGACUGCUGUGUUCAUACUUUGUCUAGACUGCUGUGUUCAUACUUUGUCUAGACUGCUGUGUUCAAACUUUGUCUAGACUGCUGUGUUCAUACUUUGUUGUUUUUGUUCUCCCCAUUAGACCUUUUUCAAAAAUGUAGUCGUUAGCUUGCAAUCACUCUGCAGCUGGUAGUCAAUGAAUGUUUACGUUAUACGUCCUUUUUGAUAUUAUUCGCGCAUACCGAGACUCAAGACUGCUGUACUUGUAUAUUAGGGUUCCUAUAACACCUUUUUUCAACAAUUUAGUCGUCUGCUACCAAUCACUCUGAUAGUCAAUGAGUGUUUAUGAUGAACGUCCAGUCUGAUAUUGUUAAAUGACUCUGAGAUUGGAGACUCCCAUGUGUAUACUAUUGUUAUAUGUUGUGUUUCCUAUAAGGUAUUCUUAAAAAUGCAUUUGACUAAGGGGAAAUAAUUAUGACAGCCUAUGAAUGUGCACGUAAUAACGCUCGUUGGAGAUGCUUUAUUUGUUAAUCGUACUAUAAUGAAUUUUGAGUGUUCUUGUAUAUUUAUAUUGUCCAAUGCCAGUGAGAUUCGAGACUCCUGUUAUAUUCUUCUUCCUAUAAGGUAUUUUACAAAUGUAUUUGACUGCGGGCAAUCAUUAGGACAGCCUGUGAAUGUGCGUGUAAUAACAUACGCUGGAGAUGCUUUAUCUAUUAAUCGUACUACAUUGCAUUUUGAGUGAUCUUAUGAAUUGUAUGACCCAUUAUAUCUGUUGGUGAUUUGGAGAUCUUAUUAUGUAAUUAAUAAAAUAAACACUCA
Messenger RNA from Mya arenaria, 2153 nucleotides. RefSeq lists its product as uncharacterized. Bases 232 to 732 code for a protein of 166 amino acids. The record is from RefSeq and is a predicted model, not a curated record. NCBI's taxonomy places the organism in Eukaryota, Metazoa, Mollusca, Bivalvia, Myida, Myidae. The transcript has 9 exons.